Molecule: messenger RNA, 1389 nt
Organism: Vicugna pacos (alpaca)
Lineage: Eukaryota; Metazoa; Chordata; Mammalia; Artiodactyla; Camelidae
Source: RefSeq, a predicted model, not a curated record
UCCAGCCGAAGCAUCUCCAGGAGGCCUUCUCCGGAUGCCGCAUCAAGGCUGCCCAUCUGCCACAGCACGGAGCUGGUGAUCCCGGAGCACGUGGACAUGGCUUUGCUCAGCAGCAUCCUAGCAGCCUAUUCCGUUGUCUCAGAGAAUCCUGAGCGGGCAGCUCUGUACUUUGUCUCUGGCGUGUGCAUUGGGCUGGUCCUCACUCUGGCUGCCUUGGUGAUCAGGAUCUCUUGCCACACAGACUGCCGGCAGCAUCCCCAGAAGAAGUUCGUGCAGGACGGAGAAAGCAGCGACUGCAGCGACAGCGAGGACGGCAGCUCAGACGCGGCAUCCGAUGCCUCGGUCAGGAGACACCGCCGCUUCGAGAGGACUUUGAACAAGAACGUCUUCACCUCGGCAGAGGAGCUGGAGCGCGCCCAGCGGCUAGAGGAGCGGGAACGCAUCAUCAGGGAGAUCUGGAUGAAUGGCCAGCCUGAGGUCCCCGGCACCAGGAGCCUGAACCGCUACUACUAGGAGCAGACAGGGGCCCGCACCGCCCUGGAAGCCUCCUGGAAGAGAAGGGUCCACAGGGGCGGUGAGCGCAAAGGGCUGCGCGCAGUUCUGCUACUCUGGCCAGAGGCAAGCAGGACACUCCCAUUUUCCAGCCAGGAGGACUGGCUUCUCUCUUCUGACUAAACUUAAGGGAGAAGUAGAAAAGCGGAGGUGGUUCAUCUCUCCAGGUCUUGUAAUGGUGCUGAAAACCCUCACCAACAAUGUGCAUGGAGAUCAGAAAAACAACUGUGGUUCUCUUUGAAUUCUGAGGAUCUCAGAAGCUUCUGCAGACUUCACUGUUAUAUGUUAUUUCUUUACAAAAGGAAAUAUAACAUGAGUGCGAGGAAGAGCAGGGUUGACUUAACCCAGUGAAUGCAAUUUUCUUAAUGACUCCAUGCUAUGGAGAUGAUUUUGAUCCACACAGCAUGAUCCAUGCAUAUUAUUUAAGUCUGAUUCUUUAAAUCUCGUGUUGCAGUGACAACCUCGUCCAUUUUAACUGGCACCUCAGGGAUUAAAAUCCUAUAUUUUUAAUUACAGUUCCCACUUCUCAUGAAAAUUAAUAAUGUAUUAGAGAUGUGUCAGUGAAAUAGAAAAGUGUAAAUAACCUCAAAAGAUGAAGGGUUUUAUGUUAAAUAGCUUAUAAAGAAUAUAUUAAGAUACAUACUUGAAAAUGCUGCACAAGAAUAAAAGCUGUGUUUUUCCCCCUUUUGGAGAGAAAAAAAUUUUGUGAUGACUCUAGAUAAUUAUGAUUUUAAACAUUUUGUUAAAAAAUAUUUUUGGAUUUUUAAGAGAAGAAUGGGAAUGGGAGGUAAGGAAUAAAGCCAAAUUAGGUUGGGGUGAAAAAUAAAUGUUACAUAA